Drosophila erecta is the source of this 3198-nucleotide messenger RNA. RefSeq names its product cyclin-dependent kinase 14 (gene Eip63E). Lineage: Eukaryota; Metazoa; Arthropoda; Insecta; Diptera; Drosophilidae. Gene Ontology annotation, cellular component: cytosol; cytoplasm; nucleus. The transcript has 12 exons. The record is from RefSeq and is a predicted model, not a curated record. The coding region runs from base 542 to 2281 and encodes 579 amino acids. Gene Ontology annotation, molecular function: ATP binding; cyclin-dependent protein serine/threonine kinase activity; heme binding. Gene Ontology annotation, biological process: protein phosphorylation.
GCCUGGUAUAUUGGCGCUGACCGCCGCCUGGCCACACUGGCGAUGUGGUGUGACCAAAUUCGUGCUCGCUCCGCGAGUCGCCGUCAAAAAACUGUGAAAUUACACAUGAAACUAAACAAAUAAUCGCGUAAAAUUAGCGAAAACAUGUGCAGCGGUCGUUAGAAGAGUGCGGCAACCAUACGGGCCAGUGAAAACGUGCAGGUGCGAGCGAGGAAACACGCGUACGCGUCACUGGCAACAACAACAAACACUCAGUGCACCAACACUCAUAAACACACACUCACGUACACACGCACGGACUCGCGCGAACACGCGCGCACACAUGCAUAAACACCGACGCACAUGCAACAAAAAUAAAAUAAAAACAAAAGAGCCAGCGAAAGAAUAACACAAAUAAAUUUGAUAAAUUCAAUUGUAAAUUAAGGCAGCUGCAAGUGUGCAAGAAAAUGUGCUAAGCAAAAAUAUCAAAUACUGACUUACGCAUACUAAUCCCACCCAGUUGCCACCCCUGCUUCUUGCACCUGUAAGGAACAGGUGACUAAUGCACUGCUCGCGAAGUUUGUCAGCUGCUGGCGCUGUGGAUGCAACAACAACAAAACUAACGACAUCCGCAUCGGCAACAACAACAUCGGCUUUCUACAGAGCUGCGACGUCGGCGUCGGCAGAGGCCUCUGUCUGCACAACACCAGCGACAACAAAAUCAAAAACCAAAACUAUGGCCACCACCACAACAACAACAACAACGGGAGCAACAAAUGCUAAAGAUGGCGUCACAAUGCGCGAGAAAAAGGGAGGAGCUCUUCAAAAACUCAAGAAGAGGCUUUCGCACAGCUUCGGCAGAUUAACCAUUUCCCGCGAAGAUGGCGACGAGUCGACGCACCACCAUCACCACCACCAUCAUCACCGCGGUGGACAUGGCGGGCACCACAACCACGGUAACAAAGUUCCAUACAACGGCUACAAUUCGGAGGAAUACUUGGACCGGCUCGAACCGAAUGGCAAUAUACCUGCUGACAAGACAAAUUGCAGAUAUGGAGCACAAGAGUCUGCGAAAAAUGAUAAUAACAAACCACAAGACUGGCGCAGCACGGACAGCACCGACCACCACGAUCGCGUCCAGAGACAGCUUUCCGUGUCCUCCGACAGCAAGUUGCUCGACGAGGACAUCCGCGAGGAGAUGAAGUACCACUCCCACGUGGUGAUGCGUCCCAAGAAGCCGCCCAGACCCAAGUCCGAGGUCUUUCUGAACAAACAGGAAACGCAUCCGCGCCGGAAACGAUUCAGUGCAUUUGGUGGCGACUCCCCAUUCGGAAAGCAGGAGGCCUACGUUAAACUCGAGCCGCUGGGCGAAGGGUCCUAUGCGACGGUCUACAAAGGAUUUAGCAAAUUAACCUACCAGCGGGUGGCGCUGAAGGAGAUUCGCCUGCAGGAGGAGGAGGGAGCACCCUUCACCGCGAUCCGCGAGGCCUCGCUGCUGAAAGAACUGAAACACAGCAACAUCGUCACGCUGCACGACAUUGUCCACACGCGCGAGACGCUGACCUUUGUCUUUGAAUACGUGAAUACGGAUCUGUCGCAGUACAUGGAGAAGCAUCCGGGCGGCCUGGACCAUCGCAACGUUCGCCUGUUCCUCUUCCAGCUGCUCCGUGGACUCUCCUACUGCCACAAGCGGCGCGUCCUCCAUCGGGAUGUCAAGCCGCAGAACCUGCUCAUUAGCGACUGCGGCGAACUGAAGUUGGCCGACUUCGGACUGGCCAGGGCCAAGAGCGUGCCCAGCCACACCUACUCCCACGAGGUGGUCACGUUAUGGUACCGUCCUCCAGACGUCCUGCUGGGCAGCACGGAGUACUCGACCUCGCUGGACAUGUGGGGCGUUGGCUGCAUCUUCGUGGAGAUGGUGACCGGGAUGCCGACGUUUCCGGGCAUACGUGAUACCUACGAUCAGCUGGACAAGAUAUUCAAAUUGCUGGGCACGCCCACCGAGGACACGUGGCCGGGAGUCACCCACUUUCCCGGCUACAAGCCACACAAGCUGGGUUUCUAUCGACCGCGGAAACUGGGUCACAACUUCCCACGGCUAUACGACAUCAUCGAGGGCGAGACGAUAGCGAACGGCUUCCUGCAGCUGAAUCCGGAGCAGCGUUUGGGCGCCGAUGAUGCACUGCAGCAUCCGUACUUUGCGCAGUUGCCAAAGAAACUCUACGAAUUGCCAGACGAAACCUCAAUUUUCACCGUGGAAGGCGUGCAGCUUUACACGGAGCCAAAUCGACAGAAUAAAUGAAAAUUAAAGCAAGUCCUCUCUGUGGAUGGCGUACGUUUCUACUGUUAGGAUCCCAAUCACCCAAUCAACAUCCUCCCGGACUAUCAACCUGUCAAUCAACCUAUCGCAUCAUCCAGCAAUCGACAGCCAUAUAUAAUGAGGAAGUGGAACUUCUCGCCCGCGCGGAAGUUUUGUACUAUAAUCUAUGAUACUUUUUAGUUGUUAGUUCGAUUUCGCAGUGAGUUAGCUGAGGGAGUUUUGCAGAAAGCACGGCACCAACGGCAGCAUUUUAUGUUCAGUCAAAUUGCUUAAAGUUAGUAUAGAUUUCAUUAGAUUUCUCGCCAUCCUGCAGCCGCGUCGAAAAGGAUACUCAGUUUAGUCAAAGCGCAGACAAGUUUUUCUGUAUUCUUUUGUAAGCUAACGAAAAUUUACAUUUAAUGGUAGCUUUUAGUGAGUGAAUUGCCUCUGUGGAUUGCGCAAUAUGUUCGUUUUGCAAUGAGUGAGAGAUAAUCAUCAUCAUGUCUGAUAUGCUCGUGUGUAUUUCGUUUUCAUUAUUUUUUCUUUGGUUUUUAGUCGAUUUUUUCAACGCGAAUGUUUGGCUGCGUAGUGUUUAUUAAAAUUGCAAAUAAACAUUCAAUUGGUUACUGCUUUAAUAGAGUGCAAUUAAUAAAGAUUAAUGAAAUGGCAGCAAUGCGCCUAAAAAAUGAAUCAAUUAAUCAAAUAAUGUGCUCAAAAAAUGUACGAUUAUUUCCAAGCAAUUACUCAACUUAAAAUACUUAUACUUUUUCAAAUUAAGAGAUGUUUAUUUCUGCUCACAGCUCCUUUUAAUUGUUUGAUUGUAUGAUUUUGUACCGCUUCCUUUGUCAUUAUAAAAUAUAUUAGUUCGGCGCGCUGUUUAAGUGAUAAUUUUAUAACUAUUAAAUGAAUUUAUGUAAAAA